CAAAAGACAUCUCAACAUUGGGCCCAUAAUUGCUUUCUUUUGGAUAUGAUAUUCUCCAAUUGUGAUCUCUAGGAUUGAAUGCAUCAGUCUGAAUAUCGCUCAGGUAAUCAUGCUAUGCAAUUCUAUUAAUCCUAAUUCAUUUAGGAUCAUUUGUAAGAUCUGUUACAUAGUUCAACAUUCACCCUGUGUAAUUUGAUUAAUGAAUUGAGUUAUUGGUAAAAGAAAAAAAAUUACCAAGAAUGUCGUAGUGAAGCAUAACCCAAAACUUUGCCAAACUAUUGUAAGCAUUUAUGAUGUGUGAUUUUUAUCUUAUUAAUUGACAUCUUUCCUUGUAUAAAUGUAGUGGAGAAAUGGGUAGAUGGUAAAGCAGAGAAUUACCAAGAAUAUCGCAAUGAAACUGAACUUAGUGUUGGGCUUUUUACUCUAGCUGGUUUUUUUUUUUUUUUUUCUUUCUUCUUUUUCCACCCAAUUUAGUCUUCCUCUUCCAAGAUCAUGCUUGUGCUGUGGAAGAGUUAAACUUGGGACUUAUAGUUUUCAUUGGAGUUUUAGUAUAAGGAGUAUAGUUAUGGUUGGAGAUUUGGAGAACAGUUUGUUGUAAAAUUGAAUUGCAUUGGGAUUAUUUCAUUUUUUAAACUGUUAUUGUCUUAGAUUGAGCCACCCUUUUAUGCAAAUAAACCUGAAAAGAACACAGUAUUUGUGUGCCGGCCUUUUACCCACAAGUAAAAAUGUCGUUUCUUGAUACUGUGUACUUCAACAUUUCUGAGGAGACUUGCUAUAAUUUAUAGUUGCACCUGUGCAGCCAGUGGGAUUUUGGGUUAUGGGACUAAUGAUGGACCUUUGAGUGUGGUGGAAACAUGGAAUGCUGCUGAAAGAGAGAGCAAUGGAAGAUCCCCGUUCUGUCAAUAGUCCAAGAAGGGUCCUCAGUCUCUCAAGGAAAAGCAGGGGAACUCUGUCAUUUCCAGAGCCUGAUGACAACAAAGCUUCUGGGUUUGGUGUGUCCGGAGAUCAUGGUCCAAACCCUUCUGAAGUGUAUGGCUUUGUUGGCGCCAUCUCAACUGUUGUUGCUACUGUUAUUUGCUUGAUAUGGGCAUAUCUUCCUGAGCCUUGGUUACACUUCAUUGGGAUCUAUUAUUAUCCUAGCAGAUGAGUACAGUAUAGAACCUUUGAGCUUUGAUGAGCCUUCAAUGGAAGGUGAUGAGCAACCAAUCGAGCCCAUAUUUGAUAUUGGCAUCAACCUAAUCAAUGAUCUCAUGUUCAAUGACCAGAAAUGACGGUCCACCCUUGGAUGAUGCCCGUGCUGCCCCAGUACCUUGUAUAUUCCUGAUAUGAAAUUAUCAUUAUGCUAUUGAAGAGUUAAUUUUGAUACAUUGAGACCUGUUCUAAGAGAGUGAGAAAAUACAUAAAGUAAUUCGUAUGCAAUUAGCUUGGGCUAAUAUUUUCGUGGUGCAAUGUGAAUGAAGUAUGCAAGCUGUGAGAAAUCUGAAAGUAGUAACAUGGCAAGUAAUGGUGGGAUAGGUGAACAGUUACCGUGGGACCUUGGGCGAUCAAAGCUAAGUUCUUUUGAAGGCUCUGAUUGCAGUAGAAUUCUGAGUCAAAUGAGACCAACGUAAGCUAUUGGCAGCAAUGCCCCCUUCAUUCAAACCUGCAUUAGUUUUCACGAUGUGAAGCUGCUUCUUUCUCUUCAUUGUAUUUUUUGUUUGUUACUCUUCUUGUUUGAGUUGUGGUGAUAUUGGCCUCUCUAUAUAUACCUUGUAAUUGAACUUUUCAAGUUUUGGGUUUGGCUGGUGUAAUAAUAGUUGAAUAUGAAUCUUAAAGUGAAAGCAUUUUUAGUGUCUUUCAUGUAGAUGGC
Camellia sinensis is the source of this 1849-nucleotide messenger RNA. Lineage: Eukaryota; Viridiplantae; Streptophyta; Magnoliopsida; Ericales; Theaceae. The record is from RefSeq and is a predicted model, not a curated record.